This is a messenger RNA of Nycticebus coucang (slow loris), 4196 nucleotides long. RefSeq names its product sialic acid-binding Ig-like lectin 13. The record is from RefSeq and is a predicted model, not a curated record. NCBI's taxonomy places the organism in Eukaryota, Metazoa, Chordata, Mammalia, Primates, Lorisidae. Gene Ontology annotation, molecular function: sialic acid binding. Gene Ontology annotation, biological process: cell adhesion. Gene Ontology annotation, cellular component: plasma membrane. The coding region runs from base 682 to 1869 and encodes 395 amino acids. The transcript is spliced from 7 exons.
ACUCUUUUCGAAAUCUGCCCUUCACCUCUGCCAUUCCUCCUACCAAACCGUACUGCACCAUAACCCUGGGACCUCAGUCUCCCAGGCUACCUCUGUGUCCUUGGAAUCUCCUGUCACAGGGAACUUAGGCAUUGCCAGGCUUACUGUCUCCCCAGUGGACGGUGAGUUCACAAAGACAGGAUCUGGGCCUGUGUGCUGACUUAGAGGUGCAGAAAGGGGACGCCCACCUCAUGGUUGCUGAGGGGGAAGGAGAGGCUGCUGGUCACCCCCCUGGGCUUCCCCCAUCACCUUGUCCCUGAGCCUCAAUCCUGACCUCCACAGUGGGCCACGGCCCCAGACUCAGGGAUCCGGCCAGAGGACACCCAUUUUUACCUUGCAGAAAAUGUCACCCAAGGGUGUUGACAGAGAAGCAGGAGAUGGGGUCGGCGCUGCAUAGGGUGGGAACCUGGGUGAGCCUCUCUCCCUCUCUGGCCACAGGGUCCCCAGGGUGGACAUGGACAUGGGUGGUAGCAGUUGAUCUUCAGUGCUGCCUUGGCCCUGGCAUUGUCUGGGUACAAAGUUCCUCCUCUGAAGAGGGUCACAGUUCUGACCUCACCCUCCACUUCCUGUGUGGCCUUCUCUGAGUUCUGCAGCUCUCAGUUCCUGACCGAAGAACCCUGAGGAGCAAACCUCCACCCGGACAUGCUGCUGCCGCUGCUGCCACUGCUGCUGGCCCUGCUCUGGGGGAGGGUGGAGGGGUUUGGAGACUCCAGGAAAGAUUAUUCACUGCAAGUGCAGAGGGAGGUGACAGUGCAGGAGGGCCUGUGUGUCCAUGUGCCCUGCUCCUUCUCCUACCGCUGGAGUGGCUGGGAAUACUCUGACUCUGUUUAUGGCUACUGGUUCUGGGAAGGGGCCGAUGUAUACCUGCAAGGUCCAGUGGCCACGAACCACCCAACUCGACCUGUGCAGAAGGAGACCCAGGGCAGAUUCUACCUCCUUGGUGAUCCUACGACCAACAACUGCUCCCUGAGCAUCAGAGAUGCCAGAAUGGGGGACAGCAGGUCAUACUUUUUUCGGGUAGAGAGAGGAACUCUAAAAUUCAGCUACAGAUCUCCCAAGCUCUCAGUGCAUGUGACGGCCCUGACCCACAUGCCCAACGUCUCCAUCCCGGGAACCUUGGAGUGCGGCCUCCCCAGCAACCUGACCUGCUCAGUGCCCUGGGCCUGUGAACAAGGAACACCCCCGAUGAUCACCUGGGACGGGCCCUCGGUGUCCACCCGAGGCCCCACUGCUGGUCGCUCUUCUGUGCUCACUCUCAUCCCACAGGCCCUGCACCAUGGCACCAACCUCACCUGUCAGGUGACCUUGCCUGGGGCUGGUGUGACCACAAAGAAGACUGUUCUUCUCAAUGUGUCCUACUCUCCUCAGAACUUGACGGUGACUGUCCUCCAAGGAAACAGCAUAGUACCCGUGACCCUGGGGAAUGGCUCAUCUCUGUCAGUUCUGGAGGGCCAGUCUCUGCACCUGGCCUGUGCUGCUGACAGCAACCCCCCUGCCAAGUUGAACUGGAACUUCGGGAGCUUGACCCUGAGCCCCUCACAGCCUUCAGCCCCUGGGGUACUGAAGCUUCCCCAAGUGCAACUCAGGCAUGAAGGAGAAUUCACCUGCCAAGCACAGAACCCUCUGGGGUCCCAGCAUGUCUCCCUGAUCCUCCUCCUGCAGAGGAAAUCUGGGCCCAUGGCCAAGGUGACUCUGGUGGCCAUCGUGGAAUCUGCUGUGAAAAUCCUGCUUCUCUGCCUUUGUCUCAUCUUUCUCAGAGUGAAGUCCCACAGGAGGAAGGCAGCUCGGACAGCAGUGGGUGUGGCGGACGUGGACACUGUCAUAGCCUAAUCCCUCAGGUGAGUGAUGCUGGCAUAUCACCCUCCAAUAUCCUGCUGGACACCUCCCCUGUGAUGGCCUCCAGUGUUGCUCCACCCAGCAUGACCAAGGCUGAGCCAUCUGUUUCAUCCCCAAGCAGCCCUCUGGUCCUGCUGGAACCCCCAUCCCACUGAUACUCAGUGGCUAAGUCUCUACAGGUAGAAUCAGGGUGAGGGCCUUUUCUUGACCCCUUCCCUCCACCACAGCCCAUAAAUCACUCCUCCUGUUCUUCCCUCUCCUGAGCACGGCUCAACUCCAUGCCUCUUUCUCUACUCAGACCCUGCUCAUUCCUGCAGCCUCACCUCUUCCCUGGUUCCCAAAUCCACCUCUUCUCCUGCCUCCAUCUCUCCCCACCACAGGCCUCCAGACUGUGCUUCCAGAUGCUUCCUUGUCCAGUUCUCACACGGUGUGAACAGCCGGUUUCUCUCCAUUGCUGGGGAGCGAGGUGCUGACCCAGGGGCUGGAGGAGACACCUGGCAGGGUCUGUCCCCUGCUGGACUGUCCUCCUGACCCCUCCUUUUCCUGAUCACCCAAUGCCUCCCCACACCCACCAGGCCAUGUCUUCUGUGAUCUGAGACUUUGCUUGUGAUUCCUGUUCCUGAAACAGCCUCCCUCCCAUUCCUGCCUGUAGGUCCUGCUCAUCCUUCAGGCUCAGUCUCACGUGUCACUCAGGGUUGUGUGUGUUCCUUGUUUGCUUCUGAGUGGAAGAGGGACAUUCAGUCCUUCAUUCAUAGGCUCAUUCAGGAAGUAGUACUGAACACCUGCUAUGUGUCAAGACUGUCCUAGUGCAAGAUUGCAUCAGUGCAUGUAACUUCAAAAUCUGUCAUCCAAGACUUAGGAUCGUCACUUUUUCAGAAAUAGAAAAAGCCAAUGAGCACAGGAAAGGAUGCCAAUGUCACAGUCAUUGGAAAAAUGGAAAUCAAAACUUCACAUCCAUCAGGAUAGGUCUUAUUUUUAAGGAGAAUAUAAUAAAAAAUAUUUGCAAAGAUGUGGAGACAUUGAACUGCAUGUAAAAGGAUGUGUAAAGAUGUGGAGACUUUUGCACUUCAUGUAAAAGCGUGUAACUAGAGAAACUCUUUGAUUUUUUUUCCAUCCAAAAGUUAAGCAUAGAAUUACCAAGUGAUCCAGCAAUUCUACUCCCAGAUAGAUUGAUUCUUAAAGGACUUAGAAAUGUGGACUUAAGCUGUUGCGAGUUUACCAGGGUUCACAGCUACAUUAUUCACAGUUGUCAAAGGCGGAAAUAGCCCAGGUGUCCACAGACGGACGAAUGGCAGUAGCUACGGAAGGAGCUACCUACCCCCACUGAGGUGUUCUCUAGCCUUGUCAAGGAAGGGGUAGAAUUCUGACAUGGGCUACAACAGGGAUGAGCCUGGAAACAAGAUGCUGAGGGAAAGACGCCAGACACGGAAGGACAAAUCUCAUAUGAUUUUAUGUAUUUGACCUUUCUAGAAUAGGCAAAUGCACCAGGACAGAGAGUAGAAUGGUGGUUGCCAGAGGCUGGGGACAGGGCAGUAAUGGGGAUGGGGGGAUUGUGCAACUGGUGCAGAGUUCACUUUGGGAUACCAAGAAAGCUCAGGAAAUCUGUUGUGGUCCCUGUUGCAAAACACUGAGAAUGUGCUUAGUGCUACUGAAUUGUACCCUAUAAAAUGGCCAAAAUGGCCAAUUUAUGUUACUUAUAUUUUACCGUAAUAAAGAAGGCAACAGGCAGUGUCAUUCAGGAGAAAAGGAGGAAAAGGUGAAUUAGCAAAAUGAGAGCAUGUGGGAUUAGAAAAGGAGCUUGUGUCGUUUUGGGGGACAGUGUCUGUAUUUGCCAGUGUGGGGAGGUGAGGUGUGGCCACGGAGGUGAAGGCACUGAGGACUGAGUGAGAGAACAGCCUCCCAGGAGGAGGGAAGGGGGACCAGCGAGUGCAGGGCUCAGAGGCAGCAGCAGACUAAGGGCUGGGGACACUCCAGGCCUGGUGUCUGAGAGCAGAGGGUGGCAGGAGGAGGAUGGUGCAGACAGGCAGGGACCCAGAGCCUUUGGGGACAGCAGAGGCACGACUGCACUUACGCUGUGACAGGACCCACAGCUGCCCUGGUCUGGGAGAUGUGGAAGGUGCCACUGGAUCCUCCAGGAGGAGGGACAGUGGCUGAACCAGGAGGCAGAGAUGGGGCGAGGAUGUGUUUUAGAAUGUGUUGAAGAUUGGGCGGCGCCUGUGGCUCAGUCAGUAAGGCGCCGGCCCCAUAUACCUAGGGUGGCGGGUUCAAACCCGGCCCCGGCCAAACUGCAACCAAAAAAUAGCCGGGCGUUGUGGCGGGCG